AAAGGUUGAUUUUUUGUACUAAUAUAUACAUAGGAAGACGUGCUGUUCUCUCCUCUUAGGGAGGGAUGAGAUACAACAACAUAAUUGAGAAGACGAGGGACGAACUGUUUACCUGAGACAUUGCUUCUUCAUCUUCUUGUCUUUAUUCUCCGUGGAAGUAAAUAGUUCUAGACUGUUACUAGAGGACGUGAAAAGGAAUGACAUCAUAGUGCUCGCAAAGGCCUACUAUUCCGUUGUAGGCAGCAACACGAGACCCUACCGUAGACCCGUGAGAAAAAAAGCGAGGAGAAACUCAACUAACGCACGAAACGAUUGCGACAAGCGACUCUUCCGAUGACUGACGCAGUAUCGUUGCCGACUGACACGGAAAAAAUCCAUCAAUGGGAACAUGCCAGCUGCGACUAUGCACUAGAAUCUUACUUCGGCGAAGUUAGCAGCCGCUGACAAACGCGAUUGCGCAAAAAGAUCUCAAUCUUUAGAAGGACGAAUAGAGCCGGAUGAAACAUAUCGUGACACGAAGCGACUAACCUGUGGAGUAGAGGUAAAAAAGGGAAUUCUUGGAUGAAGAUCUGGCGACAUACGAAAAAUGCAAACAGCAUCGAAAUGCAUUCUUGACCGCACCAAUGUGUAGUCGAACGACAAACAUACAUCAUAGGCUACAACGAUAGGGACUAGUACCUGCUGCGAAAAAAGGACGACUACGCCACAACGACGAGGAAUACUUCGACGACUCCCACUUCUGCUUUCAUCAAAACGAUCCGCAGUGACAGCCAUGACAUCUCCCGCCGCUCCGACGCCCGCCACGUCGUCUGUCCUUGGUCUCAUCGUGCCUGGGCAACCGGUGCAGGUGAAUGGACAAGUCAUGAGCGAUACUGAGAUCCUAUUUCAUAUACCGCAAAAAGAUGUACAACACGUUGUUGUCUUCUUGACGGGCGUCACGGCUUUGCCAGACACCAUGGGAGCUAGCGCAUACCUGAUGCUGCCAGACAAUGGCUUCAAAUACCUAGGACACAUAAGCAAUGAAAAGCCCAGCGCGAUAUUCAAGGUAUUUUCAACAGACACGUAGACGUAGUUAGAGCUUUAAUAAUGUUGUUGCAAGUCAAUUGACAUUCACAUUCAUUUGAAUAAACACAAAUAUUCAGACUUCAACAUCAUUGGACUCAAAAAAAACGAAAUUGACUAUACUGUAUCAAAAACAUGAAUAUUCAUAAGGAAAGCCUCCAGAAUCAAAUUCCCUGUGCCUGUCUCAUCGUCAUUAUACCACAACGUAACUACAUCAACACAAACAGAUUGGCAGCACUGCCGCUCCAACUCCCGCUCCGACUCCCGCUCCGUCUGCGGUCAGUGGCGUGCACGAGACUGCGAUAGUGCUCGUUGAUAACAGCACAAGGAUUGGGAUAGUGGUGGAGCCACUUCCGGCGAUUCAGCAAAAAAUAGUGCCAAAAGAAGCAGAGCUGAGUCAGAAGGUGAAUGACUACAUUAUGGCAUCUUACAACGUUUGUUUCAUUCUCCACGACCAACAGUCCUUGGCUUCCUUCCUUUUCGCGUAGAAAAUAUGCCAAGUACUACUAGAUGAACUAGAAGGCUCUGGUGAAGAAUACAACUACUUAGUUGAUCUCUAACUCCAGCGUUUUCGUGAAAGCGCUUGCAGAGAGCUGUUACAACCACAUGAGUGGGUGGAUUCUCACGGAACAGCAGUGGCGAGAACGCGGCGCGGCUUUGGUGCAAGAGAAGUUAGUGCCAAUAGGAGCCCUCGAGCAAUGGUUUGACUCCUUCACUAGAAAACUACAAAGUAACCCAAACUUCUGGAAAACAUAACGAUUCAGUUUAGUGAUUUGGCUCUAAUGAUAUUUUUUUGUUUGAAGAGAUUGAAGAUAAGAUCUUGGUCUUCUUCGGUUCAAGACACGACUAAGUUUAGUUGUAUCAACCAUGAUGCUGGACAACGACUUUUUCCAAGCAUCUCCAUCAUGAUAUCGGAUUGACUCGAACACGCUACCAAGCGCUUGCAUGACGACAAUUAAUGGAUGAUGAGGACCCGGACAAAUUGAAAUUUCAGUACUACGACCACAACAAUGCAUGACAAAUUAGGUUUGGCAAACGCAAAAUGCCGAAGACGACGUCAUCUCCUUCCAUUCAAUCCCCCCAUCGAUAUCAUCCCUUAUGAGAAUGAACACUUCGGAUGGAUUACAGAGUUCUUUGUGUAAGCGAUCAAUCUAAUUAUACGUCAGUCCAUGAAUAUGAUGGUGAUGAUGAACACCAAGAUCCUGAAACCUUUGAGCAGGAAGAUCAUCAGGAUACGGCUCAAGGAUCGCGAUAAGGCUCCAAGGUCCCAGGCAAAUGGGUCCCAUGAAACCGAUGACGCCAAUAAAAUCCCUGACGCAGCUCCCCCCUAAGUUCAUGCAUAUCCCGCACCAAAAACCUUGAGCUAUUUGAUUUGUAUGAACCUCAAGACCUUACAGGCUUAGGGGUUUAAGCUUUUGCAUUUGUAUAGCAUUCGGAUUAGGUUCGACG
Amoebophrya sp. A25 is the source of this 2511-nucleotide messenger RNA. The record is from the annotation of a GenBank genome assembly. Lineage: Eukaryota; Dinophyceae; Syndiniales; Amoebophryaceae.